This is a messenger RNA of Henningerozyma blattae CBS 6284, 1500 nucleotides long. It is a transcript of the gene GWT1, whose product is annotated as glucosaminyl-phosphotidylinositol O-acyltransferase. Bases 1 to 1500 code for a protein of 499 amino acids. Lineage: Eukaryota; Fungi; Ascomycota; Saccharomycetes; Saccharomycetales; Saccharomycetaceae. Gene Ontology annotation, biological process: GPI anchor biosynthetic process; protein localization to plasma membrane. Gene Ontology annotation, molecular function: glucosaminyl-phosphatidylinositol O-acyltransferase activity. Gene Ontology annotation, cellular component: membrane; endoplasmic reticulum. The transcript has a single exon. The record is from RefSeq and is a predicted model, not a curated record.
AUGUCGACUUUAAAAGAACGUAAAGAAGAAUUUGUUUCUGGCUUAGACGGUGGAUCUAUAGAAGAAAUUAACCUGGUUACCUCUGUUUCAUUAGUUUCCUAUGUUUGCUGGUAUCUGUACUCUGAUAAUAGAAAUAGUAUAUGGUUAGAUUUCGUAUUAAAUUGGAUUUCUAUGUUAUUAUCAAUUACAAAAUAUUCGGAUAACAUUGUCCUAUUAAACCUACUGCUUAUUGUACCAGCAGUCAUAUUUAACGCCAAUAAUAUCAAGAAUAAAUUGUUCAAGAAGCAAAAUUCAAAUAAAAUUCAGAAAAAUGAUGAAAUAAAGGAUUUUGCAUUACCAAAGAUUCCAUUCCUUACUGCAUACCGUAGCAGUAUGCUGGUUAUUACUAUGAUUGCUAUUUUGGCUGUUGAUUUUCAGAUUUUCCCUCGUAGAUUUGCCAAGGUAGAGACUUGGGGAACAUCACUAAUGGAUUUAGGUGUUGGUUCAUUUGUAUUUAGUAAUGGUAUUGUCGCAGCUAGAAGUUUAUUGAAAGAUAAGAUGAGUCCAAAUGGCAAAAACCCCUUAUUUCAGCGAAUUAUUGUUUCAUUUAGAUCAGGUGGAACAUUACUAGUUAUAGGAUUACUAAGAACAUAUUUUGUUAAAAAUUUAGAAUAUCAAGAGCAUGUUACAGAGUACGGCGUUCAUUGGAAUUUCUUCUUAACCCUUGCAUUUCUACCACCUGCUUUAGUUCUUGUUGAUCCUAUAGCAGAAUUCAUUCCAAGGGUUUUAAUAGCCCUCGGUAUUGGAUUAACCUAUGAAUUUUGUCAAUUGUAUAACGAGGGCCAACUAUUGAAGUUUAUGAUUCUAGGUCCUAGAACUAAUAUAUUCAAUUCUAAUAGAGAAGGUAUUCUUUCAUUUUUUGGAUAUUGCUCUAUCUUUUUACUUGGUCAAAGUACUGGAUUUUAUAUCCUCGGUAAUGCACCAACUAAAAAUAAUCUUUAUAAACCAUCAGUAGAUAUCCUUUUGAAUGGUUCAUCUACCAAACAAUCUAGGAGAUCUAACAUCAAAAACAAUCAACAGAAAAGCAUUAGCACAUGGGAUAGAUUAACUACUGUAACACCAAUUGCAGGGCUAUUACUUUCAUCAUUGAUCUCAAUUGCUAUAUAUCAAAUCAUUAUGGCAUACCACCCUUAUAAUAUAUCUCGAAGAUUUGCCAAUUUACCAUACUGUAGUUGGGUUGUUGCAUACAAUCUAAGCUUUUUAUCAAUGUACUGCCUAAUAGGUAACUUAUUGGGCAAUGAUGACUAUGAUUCUAAAGUCCCAAUUACAUUGGAAGCAUGUAAUAGAAACGGGUUGAUCAUGUUUUUGUUGAGUAACGUUACCACAGGGGUUGUCAAUAUGAUGAUACCAACUAUAGAUUCCACUGACAUCGAAGCAUUGGCCAUUUUAAUUGCGUAUUCUCUCUUUUUAUGUGGUGUUUCUAUGAUUCUUUUUAAGAAAGGAUGGUUCAUCAAAAUAUAA